Halteromyces radiatus is the source of this 517-nucleotide messenger RNA. Its product is annotated as glyoxalase/bleomycin resistance protein/dioxygenase. Bases 107 to 472 code for a protein of 121 amino acids. NCBI's taxonomy places the organism in Eukaryota, Fungi, Mucoromycota, Mucoromycetes, Mucorales, Cunninghamellaceae. The record is from RefSeq and is a predicted model, not a curated record. The transcript has a single exon.
UGUUUCGUGUUAAACUCAUACUUAUAAAAUGGUGUCUUUCUUGUCUUUCUUUUCUUUUCUUUUUUUUUUUGUAGGCAAAUCUUUUUCACUUUCAAAAACAUCCAUCAUGGUUUUAAAUCAUUUGUGUAUCUAUGUCAAGGACAUGGAAAGAAGCAAAGCAUUCUAUACUCCUUUGUUACAACUUUUAGGUGAAGAUAUUUCAUUGGAAGUCCCCAAUUACUACGUUGGGUAUAGUAAUAAUUCGUUUGGUUUUUGUCCUAAUAAACGUGAUCAUCCUUCUUAUGCUCAUUUUGCCUUUGGUGCCAAAUCUAAAGAACAAGUAAAUGAAUUUUAUGAAAAGGCUUUGACUUUGGGAGCUACUUGUAAUGGAAAACCAGGUAUCCGUACUUUAUAUGGUCCUAACUAUUAUGGUGCUUUUGUUCUUGAUCCUGAUGGUAACAAUAUGGAAAUUGUUUAUAAGGGUGAUGCUUGAUUUAUUUUUAAACUAGUUAGCUUAUGAUUUCUAUUUAACAUCAAU